This is a messenger RNA of Prionailurus viverrinus (fishing cat), 1824 nucleotides long. It is a transcript of the gene TAF1A, whose product is annotated as TATA-box binding protein associated factor, RNA polymerase I subunit A. Gene Ontology annotation, biological process: transcription by RNA polymerase I. Lineage: Eukaryota; Metazoa; Chordata; Mammalia; Carnivora; Felidae. Bases 104 to 1456 code for a protein of 450 amino acids. The transcript has 11 exons. Gene Ontology annotation, cellular component: RNA polymerase I transcription regulator complex. The record is from RefSeq and is a predicted model, not a curated record.
AGCUCCGCUUCCGGUGGGGGUUCGCUCGUGCAGUUCACGAGUAGCAGCCAGGCUGCGUUUAGUGCUGCGGGGAAGAGUCGGCUUCAGGCGGUUUGGAACAGGUAUGAGUGAUUUCAGUGAAGAAUUGAUAAGGUCCAAGACAGAGGAUGACCAGGAGGAAUCAUGUGUAUUGUCUGGUACAGGAAUGUAUUUUCCUUGGCUCCAAAAGCAUAUAGACACUGUGGAAACUGGAGGAAAAAAGGAGAAGGAUUUUGCUCAGACAACCAGUGCUUGUUUGAAUCGUAUCCAAGAAGCUUUGCUGAAGCACCAGUGGCCACAAGCUGCAGGGUACAUGCACAGUUACUUCCAGAUCCUGGAAGAUUCAGACAGCCACAAGAGGCAGGCUGCACCCGAGAUUAUUUGGAAGCUCGGAAGUGAAAUUCUAUUUUAUCAUCCCAAAAGCAACAUGGAGACUUUCAAUACCUUUGCUGACAGGAUGAAAAACAUGGGUGUCAUGAAUUACUUAAAGAUCUCCUUACAACAUGCAUUAUACCUUCUGCAUCAUGGAAUGCUUGAGGAUGCAAACAGAAAUCUCAGUCGUGCAGAGACGUGGAGAUACGGUGAAAAGUCAUCGUCCCAGGAAGUGUUAAUCAACCUUAUUCAGGCCUAUAAAGGGCUUUUACAGUAUUAUACUUGGUCUAAAAAGAAGAUGGAAUUGUCUAAUCUUGAUGAAGAUGAUUAUGCUUACAACACAGCGUCCCAGACUAUGCUCAACCACAGUUGGAAGACAUCGGUAAACCUUGGUGCCUUGAUUCAAACUCCUGGAGUUUGGGACCCUUUUGUGAAGAGUUAUGUAGAGAUGCUGGAGUUCUAUGGGGAUCAAGAUGGAGCCCGAGAGGUACUCACCAAUUAUGCCUAUGAUGAAAAGUUCCCGUCAAAUCCAAAUGCUCACGUCUACUUAUACAACUUUCUAAAGAGGGAGAAGGCACCAAGAGAGAAACUGAUAAGUGUGCUGAAGAUUUUGUAUCAGAUUGUACCAUCUCAUAAACUCAUGUUAGAAUUCCAUAGAUUACUGAGAAAAUCAGAAAAAAAAGACCACCAUAAACUUGGGCUGGAAGUAUUAUUUGGAGUCUUAGAUUUUGCUGGAUGCACUAAAAAUAUAACUGCUUGGAAAUAUUUGGCAAAAUAUCUGAGACAGACUUUAAUGGGGAACCACCUUCCCUGGGUCCAAGAAGAGUGGAACUCCAGGAAAACCUGGUGGCCUAGCUUUCACUUCAGCUCCUUUUGGGCAAAAAGCGAUUGGAAAGAGGCUAAAGCUUUGGCUUGUGAGAAGGCUUUGGUAGCUGGAAUACUGUUAGGAAAAGGUUGUAGAUACUUUCGGUAUAUUUGCAAACAAGAUCAUCAAGUCUUAAGGAAAAAAAUAAGGCGGAUAAGGAAAUCUGUGAAAAAACACAGUAUUGUAAAUCCAGGACUCUGAUACUGAAUAUUAGUUAUUUAAGAUGAAUAGCUACAGAAUAGUAGCUCGGUAGGUGUUACUGAAUGUAUUUAAUUGGCGUAUCUAUGAUGUAGUUUAUAUUUUUAUAUUUUUCUAUAUUUUCUAUAUUUCUGUAUUUUCUUUUAUUGUAAUUAUAGCUAAAAAAGAAACAGCCUUGCUGCUUUUGUUCUUUGUAAAUAGCAUAUUUUUCUUUUUUGUACCAUUAAAUAUAAUAUUUAUUAAGAAAUAAACCUUCAAAUAAGAAAUAUAUUUGUUUAAUUAGAGAAUACAGGUCUACGGCAGUUAUUGCUGUCUGCAGAUAAUUUCCUUCUGACUGUUGUAUAAUAAAACAUAACUUGCAGUGUUGUUAA